CCUCUUCCUUCGCUCUUGCUCUUCUCAUCCCCCUUGCUUCUCUCCUAUCUGCUCCGCGUUAUUUCUCUACUGCCGGCCUCAUGGCAGGUCGCUAUGAUCCAAAUCCCUUCGACGAAGAGGAGGUUAACCCCUUUGCGAACACAAGUGCCGUUCCCCCUGCAGCUAAUUCUAGGCUUUCACCUCUUCCUCAUGAACCUGCUGGUUUUUUCAAUGUUCGUGGUGCUACAGUUGAUAUUCCACUUGAUUCCAAUAUGGAUUCCAGAAAGAAGGAAAAAGAACUUCAAGCAAAGGAAGCUGAAUUGAGGAGGAGGGAGCAGGACAUAAAACGACGGGAAGAUGCAGUAGCUCGGGCUGGAAUUGUACUGGAAGAAAAGAAUUGGCCACCAUUUUUCCCAAUUAUUCAUCACGACAUUGCAAAAGAAAUACCUGUUCACGUUCAGAGGCUGCAGUACCUGGCAUUUGCCUCAUUUUUAGGAUUGACUGCAUGCCUGUUUUGGAAUCUUAUUGCUGUUACAGCCGCUUGGAUCAAGGUUUCAAAUGUGAAAAUUUGGUUACUUGCCAUCAUCUACUUCAUUUCUGGGUGCCCUGGAGCCUAUGUACUGUGGUAUCGACCUCUUUACAAUGCCAUGAGGACUGAAAGUGCCCUGAAGUUUGGAUGGUUUUUCCUAUUUUACUUGCUUCACAUUGUGUUUUGCAUCUUUGCUGCUGUUACUCCUCCUAUUAUCUUCAAAGGAAAAUCGCUAACUGGUAUCUUGGCAGCUGUAGAUGUUAUUGGAGAUUCUGUGAUUGUUGGGGUAUUCUACUUCAUUGGAUUUGGGUUCUUCUGCAUUGAAUCAUUGCUGAGCAUAUGGGUGAUUCAGCAAGUAUACAUGUACUUCAGAGGAAGCGGGAAAGCUGCAGCGAUGAAGCGUGAAGCAGCUCGUGGCGCCAUGAGGGCAGCUAUAUAACAAAUCACAAUUAUUCAAAACGGACUCUCCACAUUUGUAGAUGACGGCGUCGGAUGCUUUCGUAUUAGUCCGUUCGUAUUGGAUGAAGUAUUUUUUUCUGUUUGAUUGCUUGUGCAGUUGUUUGUUCUUCAUCUUUUCUGAGCAUGCCUUUUUUUCUCAAUAUUUUUUCCUUAAAUCAGUGGCUUAUAAAUUUGUUAAUGUUAAUGAUGUGCGUAAAUACAUUAAUUGUUGUUUAGUUAAACAGUGCAAUUGCUUCA
Phalaenopsis equestris is the source of this 1204-nucleotide messenger RNA. RefSeq names its product secretory carrier-associated membrane protein 2-like. The record is from RefSeq and is a predicted model, not a curated record. Gene Ontology annotation, cellular component: trans-Golgi network membrane; recycling endosome membrane. Gene Ontology annotation, biological process: protein transport. NCBI's taxonomy places the organism in Eukaryota, Viridiplantae, Streptophyta, Magnoliopsida, Asparagales, Orchidaceae.